This is a messenger RNA of Eruca vesicaria subsp. sativa (arugula), 665 nucleotides long. The record is from the annotation of a GenBank genome assembly. Lineage: Eukaryota; Viridiplantae; Streptophyta; Magnoliopsida; Brassicales; Brassicaceae.
AUGGCGUCAACAUCAUGUCUUGCUCUCAAGAGACUUCUCUCUUCCACCCUCGUCCCUCGAUUCGUUCCUCCGGCGGCUGCUUAUCGCCUCUUUAAUACCAAAUCAGAGGACGAAAUCGAAGUCCCUAUGGUAGUAGCAACAGGUGGAAGACUUGGGUGGAAUGUGAAAGAGAAAGAGGAUGCGUUACUCGUGAGCAUCGAUAUGCCGGGGCUUAGCAGAGAGGAUGUGAAGCUUUCUUUAGAACAUGACGCACUUGUGAUCAAAGGAGAAGAGGGCCAAGGACGGAAGUUUUCAAGCAGGAUAGAGCUGCCCAAAGAAGAAUACAAGGCGCAUGAGAUAAAGGCGAAGAUGAAAAACGGCGUGUUGAAAGUGGUGGUUCCUAAGAUCAUACAGCCAGCCCCUAACAAUGCUCUCCACAUUCAGGUCGACUAGACUUUUCUCUCCAUUGCUUCAUUUAGUGAGAUACUAAACGAGUCGUUAGUCUCUUUCUCUUUGGCUGGUGCAAAGGAAAUUACGGACCUUUUUCGGGGACAACAUCUUCGAUACCCAUCCUCCUCAUCACUCAAUCUCCUAUACCCACGAAAAUCUCUUAUACCCAUAUUUCAUAAUUCUUUUUUUGAUCAAAACCUAAACUCCUAAAUUAAAUCCUCCCCGAUGUUCAAAAC